AAUCUUGAAUUAAACUAACAAAAACAGUCACAUAGUCCAAAAAUUUAAAUCCAUCCAUCCCAAGUUCAAAGAAAUCUAACCACGCAUAUUCAUGUUCUCAACAGUAAUAAUUCGGAAAUCCUAGCAGACAAUCAUGAUAAAAAUCGAGUUAAAGAUCAGCAAAACCCGUCCCAAUGGAGAACUACUGCUGCUGUCCAACCAAAGUCUGCAGAAAAGAGAACAGAGGCUGGGCGCUGCGUCUGGGUCUUGGUCCUCUACAGAAUUUUCGAGAAGCAACCCAAAAAAAAUAAAUAGAUGUGCACAGCUUCCUUCUGCAGAUCCAGCAGCUGUAUUGUUCCUUCCGUGCAGAGCAGAUUCGGGGCUUCCUUCCAAUUAGGCUGGGCGGCUGCUUUUCCUCCAAUGUGCAGAGCAAUCUUGCGCGGCUGUGUGUUUUUCUCAAUUCUGUCGAGUAGCAUAUAUAUAUAUUCAGAAAUUAAAAACCCUUAUUUCUU
Rubroshorea leprosula is the source of this 491-nucleotide messenger RNA. The record is from the annotation of a GenBank genome assembly. NCBI's taxonomy places the organism in Eukaryota, Viridiplantae, Streptophyta, Magnoliopsida, Malvales, Dipterocarpaceae.